Messenger RNA from Punctularia strigosozonata HHB-11173 SS5, 1348 nucleotides. RefSeq lists its product as uncharacterized. NCBI's taxonomy places the organism in Eukaryota, Fungi, Basidiomycota, Agaricomycetes, Corticiales, Punctulariaceae. The transcript is spliced from 5 exons. The record is from RefSeq and is a predicted model, not a curated record. Gene Ontology annotation, molecular function: rRNA (adenine) methyltransferase activity. Gene Ontology annotation, biological process: rRNA methylation; ribosomal large subunit biogenesis. Gene Ontology annotation, cellular component: nucleolus. Bases 512 to 1291 code for a protein of 259 amino acids.
CUUGGUUCUUCCAUCGCCUUUGGCUAGCUGCAAACAUACGUAUCACAUACAUCUGUAUGCGGCGAUAGCUCACGAUACGAUGGCUUUGUUCGAUGUCCCUGGCUGGUCAGUACAUGCGGAGCCUUCGCGACCCUCGCCUUCGUCGAGCAAAAAACGAAAACGGUCUUCAACAGCUUACGAUGUCGACAUCAACUCUGCUCAGGCGAACGUCGAAAAAGUAAUGCAGCAGCUCAUGGGUGAGCAGGAGGGCAAGCCGCCUAAAAAGAAGGCAAAGGGCAAGGCUCAGGCAACGCAAGAGGCUGCAUCCGCUGGAGACAGUGUUCGGCCAGUGAAGAAGGAUAAAUCUGGCGUGAAAUCAAGAGCUGCGGUAGAAAAAACCACCUCAACCAAGACGAAGGCAACACAACCCACUCCCAAGCACCAUUCUGGCAGUGACCGGAAUCCGCGACAGACCUCGAAGACGCAGAAACAUACAAAAAUCGAUGGCAAGGCUUCUCAGAAGUCUCACCUCAUGGAGAAGUCUAAGGCACCGCCGCCGCCCGCUGCAAACCAAGCGCCUUUGACCUCGCUCCAGAAGAAAAUGAAGGGCAGCUUGGAUGGAGCACGGUUCAGGUGGAUUAAUGAGGAACUGUACAAAUCGCAUAGUACUACUGCCCACGAGAUGUUGCGGAAUGACCCUGACGUGUUUCGCGAGUACCACGAAGGAUUUCGCCAUCAGGUUAAAUCUUGGCCGGUGAACCCCGUUGAUCACUAUAUCUCCCAGUUGUCCAAAUACCCAGUUCGCACCGUUGUUGCGGACCUCGGAUGUGGAGACGCAGCUCUGGCACAAGCAUUGAUACCCAAGGGCAUGGUAGUCUUGUCGUUUGACUUGGUGUCUGACGGCGCGUAUGUCGUGGAAGCCGAUGUUUGCGAGAAGGUCCCGCUUCCGGGAUCGGAGGUACUAGACGAGAACUCUCCGGGGAUGGGAAAGGGACAAUUGGUCGACGUCGUGGUCUGCGCUCUCAGCCUGAUGGGUACAAACUGGCCGAGCUGCGUCAAAGAAGCCUGGAGAAUACUAAAGCCUGGGGGAGAGCUAAAAAUCGCCGAGGUUACUAGUCGAUUCUCGGAUGUCAAGAAAUUCGAGAAGUUGGUAUGUGAACUGGGAUUCAAGGCGAAGUCGAUGGAUGACAGCAAUUCGCACUUCAUGCUUUUCGAGUUCAAGAAGGUGCCCAGAAAUCUUGGACAGAAGGGCUUAGAUAAAGUAUUGACGCAAACCGCACUGUUAAAACCUUGCGAGUACAAGCGCAGAUGAUUUAUGUGAUCGUCAUCCAUCAUGUUGCCACCACCUGAAGCUGAAAUGGCAUUGACU